Molecule: messenger RNA, 600 nt
Organism: Botrytis fragariae
Lineage: Eukaryota; Fungi; Ascomycota; Leotiomycetes; Helotiales; Sclerotiniaceae
Exons: 1
Coding region: 1-600 (199 amino acids)
Source: RefSeq, a predicted model, not a curated record
AUGAAUCUCGCCCCAUCAACCACACCAAACACCUCGCCCCCAAAUCCAAACCCAACCCAAAACACGCACUACACCAUCACCAACCCCCUCACCUUCACCACCUUUCUCGACCAAAACCCCCCCUCCACAGCCUUCAGCAUCACCCACCUAACCCUCGCUCCCUCUCCCCACCUAGGCCGCAUCACCUCUCUCCCCCACCUCAACGACACUCUUGGCGAUUCCCUCGGCGACGCCUCCACCUUCGCCGAACUACACUCCUGGGUUACACUCCUGCAACGACUCUCCCACGCCACUCCUGGACUCCGCUCUUUAACCAUAAUUUUCGACGCCGAUAUGAGUGGACGUGAUACCCAUGGAUAUCGAAGGGGUGUAGGUGAAUGUCUCGGGUUUAUAUGGGCGAUCGCCAGAUUUCGGGGACUGGAAUGGGUGGAUCUGCAGGGAUAUUUUCCGGCGCAGUGGCCGUGGUAUUUGAGAGGGGUGUGGACUGCAAAUGGGCAGGCGACGAGGAUUUAUAAUAGGGUGGAGGCGCCGGAGCGGGUGUUGAGGGAGUGGAGGAGGGGGACCGAGAGGUUGGAUCCGAGAGAGUUUGGGUGGGAGUGA